UUCUGGGGAGCUGACGAUCUUUCAUUAUUCACUUCUCAGGCUUUGCAGAUUCUUCAGAUAUUUUCUCAACUAGCUGAGGCACAGGGCCUCCUGAAACCCAACGACCUUUCCAAUUUGACCAAAGUCCACGAACAGAAACACAGCGGAGCACCGCAGGUAUGAGUCAGACUGUCAAGGAAGUCGCGAUUACCAUAAUGACCAAGAUCAACAAAUUACCUCCCGUGUCCGUCGAGUGUUGCAUCUAUCGAGUGCCUGAGAAGUUCCGUGCAGCAAACGAAGAGGCGUACACACCUCAAGUCAUCUCCAUCGGGCCGUUCCACCGCGAUAAGACAGUGCUUCAGCCGAGGGAGGAGAUCAAAAUGAAGUACUUGAAAGGCUUCCUCAGUCGCAUCAAGGCCGACCUCCUGGCUUGUACCAGAAUGAUCAAGGAAUUGGAAGACCGAAUUCGGCAGUGCUACCAAGAAAAUCUCACCCAAGGCAGCGACGAGCUCGUCGAAAUUAUCUUAGUGGAUGCAGUUUUUGUUGUUGAGGUUUUCAUAAGGAACCAUUGGCCCGAGCACCGAGAUGAGAACGACGAGAUAUUCAGCAAGCAGUGGAUGAAAAAUGGCGUGUUCCACGAUGUCCUGCUGCUGGAAAACCAAGUCCCGUUCUUUGUCCUCGAGGAGCUCUAUAACCUCACCACAUUGAGGACCACUGUUACGUUCUUCAAGCUCAGCUAUGAGUACUUCAAAGAUGUCUUGCAUGGGCAUGAGCUCGCAGGCACGAGAAUUCAGGUGAGGCACCUAGUGGACUACGUGCGAGCCCUGCAACUGCCCUCAUUCCCACGGGACAAGUCGUCCAAACAGGCCAAGAAAUUCGAGCUGACUCGGAGCGCAAAGGAGCUGCAAGAGGCCGGCGUCAAGUUCAGACAGGCUGAGGGAACCUCCUCCGUGCUUGAUGUUGUCUUCAGGGAUGGGACCCUCGAGAUGUCACACCUGAUUGUGCACGAGUGGACCGAGGUGUACUUCAGGAACAUGAUCGCAUACGAGCAGUGCCACCACGACUACAAGUACAUCAGCAGCUAUGCCAUCCUCAUGGACAGCCUCAUCGACACGCCGGACGACAUUGACAUUCUAACCCACUGUGGGAUUUUGGAAAAUCAGCUUAAGAGCACAGACGACGUGGCUAGUCUCUUCAACAGCUUGUACAAGGAGACCAUGAGGGAAUCCAGCCAGUUCUUCUACUCGAGCCAGUGCGAAAGCCUGAAUGCAUACAGCCGGACCUGGUGGCACCAGUGCAUGGCUGCCUGUUACCGGUCGAGGGUCAUCCUUAAAAGGGACUACUUCAGCAACCCGUGGUCUGGGAUCUCUGUGGUUGUUGCUGUGGUGCUGCUUGUUCUCACCGUGGUGCAAACUGCAUGUUCCUUGAUGGAUACUUACUCGGGUGAUGCCCGGAGAUUGUUCCGUUCACACAAGUAACGCAUGUCGGAAUAAACUUCUCCCAAACUUUCUUUGAUUCACUAGUUCUUAUUUUCUUGUUCAAUUGCUCAUUGAUCGCUUUAUUGCUAAGUGGAAAUGAAACCGGAAGUAUGACAUUAUCUCUCCUACAUAUGUACCUAAAUUAAGCACUUAGAUUGGUUGUUUGCUCUCUCUUUUCUCGAUUACGCAGGACUUCCAAAUAUCGUCUUGACAAGUUAUUCAAAUAUCUGCAUAAGGAAAAGUAGUUAUGCCCCUGGCCACACGACUGACACCGUGUGACCGAGCAACCAUGCAUGUUGUUCACCUCAUAUCAUCUGUUCAAGCUAUUGCAGAAAUGAUGUUUGAGUUUCGACCAUUUCCAUGGAAACUCUGGCUAGAGAAACUGUAUGAGAAACAGAAACACUACUCAAGUUGAAGGACACUUCUUCGUGUUUCUGAUUUUCUCCGUACAGCGAAGGUACUUGCCUGACAGUUGCUUCGU
Rhodamnia argentea is the source of this 1938-nucleotide messenger RNA. RefSeq names its product UPF0481 protein At3g47200-like. Bases 159 to 1457 code for a protein of 432 amino acids. Lineage: Eukaryota; Viridiplantae; Streptophyta; Magnoliopsida; Myrtales; Myrtaceae. The record is from RefSeq and is a predicted model, not a curated record. The transcript is spliced from 2 exons.